Molecule: messenger RNA, 3821 nt
Organism: Cladophialophora immunda
Lineage: Eukaryota; Fungi; Ascomycota; Eurotiomycetes; Chaetothyriales; Herpotrichiellaceae
Exons: 2
Coding region: 1-3561 (1186 amino acids)
Biological process (GO): protein deubiquitination
Molecular function (GO): cysteine-type deubiquitinase activity
Source: RefSeq, a predicted model, not a curated record
AUGGUGGAAACAAGAGCUCAGGCAAGAGCACGGGCUGCUGCGCCUGGACAGGCCAGUACCAGCAGUGCACCCAAGAAGCAGGCAAAAAGCAAAGCACCAGCACAGAGUCAGUCCAACGACGGUGCUAAGCAGAAGACUCGAUCAGGACGUAAAGCACCAGGAAGAACCAAAACACAAUCUAAAACAUCAGGGAAGGCUCAGUCCAAAUCCAAAUCCAAACCUUCCUCGAAGAAAAAGGGCGUUAAGAAAGGAUGCCCAGCUGCUGCGGACGAUGGGGACGGAGCACAAGGGUCAGCAGCAACUCCUCCUGCUGGGGGAGGAAACGGUCCGAUCCCUAGUCCGACUACAUCAGAGGGGCCAGAGUUCGCCACGCCUUUGAGGGCGCCUCGGGAGGCUAUCGCCGCCACCAGGUCAAGGGUACACUCGGAUCUAGGAAAGGGGUUUAUGAAUCCAGGUCGUCUUUGCUAUCGCAAUGCCACUAUCGUCAUGUUACUGCACAGCAACAGAUUCAUGUCCUGGAUUGAAAACCGGCACAUUCCCAAUCUGACGGGGGCUGGAUUGAGGAUCAAGACUUACAGCAAACCGUUCAUCGACGCAAUGCUUGGGGUGGAGUCUGACGACGAGCAAAGCAACGAUGAAGCAGCGACAUCAUUGCCCAACGAUUAUACCGAUGUGUGGUGUGAAUUGUUUCAACUGAGCAGAGCCUAUUGGGACGAAAGCCGGAUUCACCAACAGACCAUCGACAAUGCCAUGGCUGUCUUUUGGGACUAUGUUACAGAUCGUCACCGCGAUAAGGAAAUGAGAACCACAACCAUUGAUGUGGAUGACAGAUUCACGACCAAAAUGAAGGAAGCCAAUGAAGAUCAGUGCGCUUCCGAAUUCCUGGGUUGGCUGAUCAACCUCAGCGUUGAGCAGCUCAGAUACUUCAUCAACAAAAAGGUGAACCGUCGUAGAAGCAGACUGGACCAAGCGACCCUGGACAAAGUCGUUGACCUGGUCCAUGUAAAUAUACAUGAACUGUUGCGAGUCACCCAGACACAACGUGCCCGGUGCAUGCAGUGCGGCUCCAUUCACAACGUCAAAACCCGUUUCUCAACGCUUGAUGAGCAGACGAUACUAUCCCUCCCGUUGCCAGCCUCGGCCGAUGGCCGUGUGCCAGUGACGCUGGAAGACUGCCUUGUGAAGAAUUCCAAGGACGAUUUCGAAUGGCGCUGCAGCACCUGCAGCAACGACACGGCGAAUCGCAACGCAGACAAUGAAAACGGCGCCAUCUGGAGGAAGAUCUACUCUCCCCCUGAUGUCUUGUUUGUGCAGCUCCAACGCUUCCGACCGCGACGCGGGAGAAAUGGGAAUGUGGUGAUUGACAGUGGAGGAAACAUGACGUGGGAAAAAGACGACACACAGGUGACAGUCCCAGAGGAGCUGGACCUAACCCCGUUCCUCGAGACGCGAGGGGAGCCUGCCAACAUCUCGGCCAAGUACCGGCUGGAGGCCAUUGUGAACCACCAAGGUGACAAAGAUCAAGGUCACUAUAUCGGCUACGUCCGCCGCGGAGACAGCUGGUACGUGUUCAACGAUGCGUUGAAGGUCAAGAAGACCUCUUUCAAAGACAUUCUCAAGCACAAGGGAGACUUCACGCCCUAUGUGCUUCUAUACGAAAGGGUCGUCGACGACCAGGCGGACGGCAGUGACGAGGACCAAGCAACGUCUUCGAGCGGUGUUGGUGGUUCACAGGGUGACGCGAACGCGAGACACACGGGCAAUGGAGAGGGCGGCAAUAACCACGAUAAGAGCGGUAGAAACGACGGUAGCCAGAGCAGAGGCAGCCAGCCUCCCGCCAACGGGGCGCAAGACGGUCGCCAAUCUUCAUCUGCCCAACUCAAGGUUGCCGUGAACAAAGAGGCCCGUCCAGGACGGUUGCUCAUCGACAUCAAGGCAAACUUCGGUCAGUACGAGAUCUAUCUCCCAACGUUCGUCCUGGAAAAUUAUGUGCCUAGCUCCGACAAAGGCAAUGGCGCCAGCAUCCACAUGGAUCUGAGUGACUCCACAGGACCAAUUGCAGAGAUCGCGGGAGGCGGUUCGUUCGGGGACUAUACAACAGGCGAAACUGGAUUCGCUCCUAUCAUCUCGUUGAGACCCUCUAUGGAGGCUGGGCGGACGCUCUGCUCAGCGAGGGGAGUCAGCGUUGACCGCGACGGCCAGCGGCAGUUCAAAAGGUCUGACAGCGGCGAUACUGAAUUGGAUCCUGCGCUUCUUCCCGACGUUCCGACGCACAGUCCCCUCCGAGAUCUUCCUGACGCUCCAAAGCACAGUCCCUGCCAACAUCGUCCCCCGGCUCAUGAUGGCGGACUCGGCAACGCACGCCAGAAUCGCAAGGCCAGCUCCCCUCGGGACGUUCGACAAUCGCCGCGUGAGGACGGAGCGCCCCUCUUCUACCAGGAGACCAUCAAGCAGGGUCUACACUCAAUGGUCCUCCCCAACUACCAGGCGGAAAUUGCGGCGCUGAAGACCCAGCUUGUCGAGUACGAGGACUUGCUGGAGGACACGGCCGAGCAUGACGAGGCGCGGACGCGCCUUUGGCACUACAGGGAGGCGUCCUUGCUAGACACGCACAAGAAACAGCAGGAGUUGAUCGUGGCGUUGGAAGAUGAGGUCCGCCUCCUCCGGGAACACUGUGCAUUUCAAUAUUACAACCCGCGAGGAGCCGGGAUCGGUCUCGGGAUAUAUGGGGUUGACACCGCGGAGCAAAGCGGCCAGGGCACCACGGGAGCAGGACAGAAGAGAACAUUCGGUCAGGUCGACGAGGACGUCCAACAGGUCGGCAGCGACGCUCAGGCACAGGUGAGAGCAUCCAAGAGGCCCAAGAUCUCCAGCAGCAGCCCCGAUGUGGCAGUGGGCGAUGAGGAUCCCUUCACUGAGCCCAUCGACUACGACUCGCGUGAUCUGACUGAGCUGCACUACGACUCGGCAGGAGGCCGUCUCUACUCCGAGGAGGAUGGAGCUGAUGGGGGCAUGGACAUGCUUGACGAGGAUGACUCGGUGGACGACGACAGCGACGGCGACGGCGACGGCGACGGCGACGGUGACAGUGACAGUGACAGUGACAGUGACAGUGACAGUGACGACGUCGACGGCCCGCCUCCCAACCCCCAAGGCCAGCAGGGAGAAAGCCCCCUCCCGGACUACGAGGACAUGGUCCCCGAGGACGAACAGUACGAUGCCUCGACCGAGACGUCGCCGCAGCGCUGGUGGUACGGCAACUACGACCCGCGGAUGGCGAUGGCCUCGCCCUCGCCCUCGCGCCGCUUCCCCUCGACGCCGACCCGCGUGAUGCCGAGGCCGAGCACGCCGUGGGCACCGCGCACGCCGACGAGGCCGAUCACGACGUCGCGACUCAGCCCGCUCCAGAUCCGGCACACGCCGGGCCAGGGCCGCGUCGACGGCCGCGUCAGGAGCAGCCCUCGCCACUACCAGACGGGCGGCGGCAGCAGCGUCGGCGCGGGUCCUGGGUUUCGGAUCAGCCUCGACCAGGACGGGUUGCCGUUCUACACCGAAUCAUGAAGCGGGCAGGCGGGUGGUCGGUCAACUAUCCACUAUGUAGAUCUGGGUAAUAGCUCGAACGAAAACCGAUACAUCCAUACCAGUGUGUGGGCUGGUCUCAUGGACAAAGCAGGGAGGAUGGUAAUAUACUAGGCAGGGACGGCAUGAGAUAUGUAUUUUAAAGGGAAGGGAAGGGAUCGUAUACACUGCGCUAUUGUUGCUGCUGAUGUGCUGAUGAUGAGUUUGCAUAUAUGCCUGCUUUACUUAUACGCCUCUGUUUA